Messenger RNA from Babesia ovata, 1578 nucleotides. RefSeq names its product WD G-beta repeat-containing protein. Gene Ontology annotation, biological process: regulation of DNA double-strand break processing. NCBI's taxonomy places the organism in Eukaryota, Apicomplexa, Aconoidasida, Piroplasmida, Babesiidae. Gene Ontology annotation, cellular component: nucleus; site of double-strand break. The record is from RefSeq and is a predicted model, not a curated record. Gene Ontology annotation, molecular function: protein binding. The transcript has a single exon. The coding region runs from base 1 to 1578 and encodes 525 amino acids.
AUGUCGUCAUCUGGCGGCACUGCGAGCGCUUUGGACGCCUUGAAGGACGGUGAAGACGUGCUGCUCGACGAGGAUGCCGGCCUUCCAUGUCUGCGUGCGUCUACGUUGGUGUGCAACCUGGGAGGAAGUCGGCUCUUGUACGGAUCUUCCGACGGCGAGCUGCGCUGUGUGGACUUCUUUAAGUGGAUGAGCGGCGGUUGCGGUCCGCUGUGGACAAAGAAGCUUGAGCAGGGCGUUACCGCCGUCGCCAUGAGCAGCGACGACGCUGUGGUUGCCGCUGCGAGCGGCAACGUCGUGUCUUUCUACAGCGACGUGGGCGACCACCUGGUGAACACUAGUAAGGGUGACAUGUACCUGCUAGAUGCGCGCAAGACUCACGGUCACACUGCCAUGGUGACCUGCAUUUGCCAGCAGCCCCUGCACUCCAACCAGUUUACUUCAGGCGCCAUCGAUGGCACUAUUCGCACUUUUGACGUAGAGUCCCCGCGUCAGGGCGUGGCAAUGUCGAUUAACGCGUGUCAGACCUACGUACCCCGCGCAGCACGCGGCCCGCGUGCUCCGAUUAGGUCCCUGUGCUUCUCUCAGUUUAACAGUUCGUUCGUCGUGAUUGGCGGAACUGACCGCGGCGGCAUUCUAACAUGGGAUCAACGGACGGCGUAUCCGGCGUCAUGCUGCAUAGAUGCGCAUAUGUCUGCGGUGGGUUACGUGACAUCGAUCGACGACGGGACGCUGGUAACCCGCGACAACGAUGUCGUAAAGCUAUGGGAUAUGCGUAAGUUCAAGAGCGCAGUAAAGGAGUGUGCCGUGCCUGGAGGGGAUUGCGGUGGCGGCAUGGCUGUGAGCCCCGGAGGCUCUCACGUUGCUGUCGGCGAGGUCAUGCCGGUGAACCCGCGCAACAUCAAAGAGGGUUUUAAGGGUUGUGUGCGAGUCCUGUGCACGAUAACACUAGAUGUGGUCGAAACAUUUCGUCUGAAGGCGGCCCCCGGACCUAUGUGUUGGGCGUACGACUCGGCGCAGCUGUUUGCAGCAUGCAACGAUGGUCGGACGUGGUGCCGUGGUAGUUCGGAGGCGCUGGAAUCCAUGCACCUGUCCCGAGCGCGCGCUACGAUGCGUCAGAAGAGUGCCCAGUCACUUGUUACCACCGCUUCUGUGCAGCCGGAGGCGUAUCCCAUCGACCAGCUACCUGACAAUCUUGAGGAGGCAGAGGACGGCACCCUGAAGCGCCGCCGUGUACCUCGUCAAUACAAGAAGCCAGGCGCCCGAGAGGAGCCAGACUUGGAUUACGUAUCCUAUGGGCGCACCCCGGUAAGCUACGAAGACGAGGAUAUCGUCACGAAGCUUCGUGCGAUGGAGGGUGAAUCCGACAAGGUGUCGGCCGUUGCUACAGCCACUGGCGUCCAGCGCAUUCCGUACAAGGCAGACAAGUUCAUGCGCAUGUACAAAAAGACGCAGCCGGACCUGAUUUUGGACUUCACUGCGCCUGGGACAAAGGAAGAGAGCAUGUUGCAGGGCGUGCAGAAGUGCCCUCGCUGCGGCAUCAAAAUUUGCCAGUGCGGCUAUAUGGACAGCCGCAAGUAG